CACCCGCAGCAGCCGCAACAGUCUCAGGCCCAUCAGAUUCACCCGGGUCGAUCAGCCGGGCCAGGCCAGGCACCAUCACUUCCGCCUGGUCCACCUAAGCCAGGCAUGCACCCAGCGUCGACCCAGCCCCAGCCUACCUCAUCGCAGCCAGGUCGUCCUCCUCCCCCUGGUGUGUCAACUGGUGGCCCGCAGCCCCACAUGUCCUCAACGGGGCCAUACUCGCAGCAGCCACCGCACGCAUACGCCCAACAGUCGCAGACUCCGCAUCCAGGCCAUGCCGGGGCGACUGGCCAGGGGCCCCCUCGGCCACAGGGACCGAGUCCCGCCUAUCGGCCUCCUGGGCCUGGCCAACCCCCCGCGAGCCAUUCGACCGCUUCUCAGGCUCCUGGGCCUGCCUCGGGUGCAAAUGCCCACGCGCAACCGCACCAGUCCUCCCAGCCAUAUCAACCACAGCAGCCGCAACAGCAGCCACAUCCCUCGCAUGUCCACCACCCGCAGCAUCCGCAGCAUCCGCAGCAUGCCUCGCACCCGCAGCGGCCGCAGCAACCGCAUCAUGCGCAGCAGCCGCAGCAAUCGAACCAGCCUAAGCAGCAGCAGCAGCAGCAGCCACAGCAGCAGCAGCAGCAGCAGCAGCAGCCACAGCAGCAGCAGCAGCAGCAGCAACAACAACAGCAGCCGCAGCCGCAGCCGCAGCCGCAGCAACAAAAGCAGCAGCAGCAGCAGCAACAGCAGCAACAUUCCUGGCAACAGCCCUCCAUGCCCACCUCCGGACCUACUCCUGCCACGACUCCUUCCGCCUCAGCCUCUUCGUCCAUGGGCAGCGAUCCAUCGCGGCACCUUGCCACGUCGUCUCGAUCGGCUGAGCCUCCGAAAAAAGCCGGGCCCUCGGGUCCCCCCGCUGGAAGCUACACAUUUAAGAACAUCAUGGAGGAUUUCCAGGCCUACAUCAAGGAGCUUUUGCGAAUUGUGGAGACCCUUUCGCGGGACCCCUCUUUCUCUGGGGCGGCAAAUUUGCGUGGCCAGUUCGUGAGCUACAUCAUGGAAUACCAAAAUGAGCCCCUGCUCAAAGUCGUCCGCAGUGACAACUACACCCAGAUGGACAUGGAUCUGCGCUCUCGGCAAGUCGGCCAGUCGCUGCAAUCCCUGAAGAAGACCCACGAAAGGGUGCAAUCCCUACGCCUGCAAUUGCUGGAGAUGUACCCCCAGCUGGCAAAUGUCCUGCCACAGAUGCCAGAUCGUCUGAAGAUGGUCCUCCGGGAAGAUCGACCCAAGCCACCGACAGCGGAACACAUCAUUGUCGAUCUGUCGGACGAGUCGCAUCAAACGGCCACCACCGCGCCGGCUGUCGCACCCCCGGCCGCAGCCCCAGCAGUCCCCGCGCUGGGUACCCCGGCGGCCAAUGCCACCACGGCGCCUGCCUCGGCAGCGGGAACCCCCGCCGCCGGGUCAGCCUCCGCCUCAUCGGCCACCACCUCCACAACAUCCUCCUCUUCGUCCUCUGCUGCCUCGCCAAUCGCCUCUCCACAACAGCAAUCACCCACAACUUCGAGCGCCGCAAGUGCCGUCCCAGUCGCGACAACAACCCCAACAGCCGCCGCCGCCGCCGCCGCCGCCCCAUCGGCAGUCUCUUCUUCCACCGCCAGUGCUGCUGUUGCCUCGGCCCCCCGCACCGCUCCAGCCUCUUCGAUUGGGCCCUCUCCUCCGGUCGCUCCCUCUGCGCCAGUCACCCAUUCGGCCACUUCGGCUCCCUCGCCCACCCUGUCUGGUUCUGCUGCCUCGCCCACUCCGGUUCCUCCCGUUGCGGCAGGCGCUCCGACACCCUCUGCACCUGAUCCAACAACUGCUGUGCCACCGACUGCCCCCGGCAGUGGCAAACCAGUCCACUCUCAGACCACCAUGCCGACGGCCACGGCGACAGCGACAACUACGCGAGGCGCCACUUCUCGGCCCAGCCUACCACGGAAUGGGUCCCCGACACUCAAAUCGCCUCCAGCCUCGGGCGGGCCUACUCCCAGCGCCAUGCCUUCCACUGGCACCUCUGUCGGCCAGCGGGGUCCCCCUGCUGCGAGUCCGGUUGAGCUGAAGCCGGAGACCGGCACCCCGCAGGUGGGCUCGAUGGCGCCGGGGGGCCGUCCACUGAGACGGGGAGACCCUCCUCCCAGAAUGCUCCCAACCUCCGGGGUGCCCCUGCGGCCAGGCAAGACCCUCAAGCCGUGGCUGAUGCCGGUCAGUUCCUCCAGCAACAGGCUCCGCUGGUGGCAGCCCGGCAGAAGGCUCGCUUGGCCGCCAUCCCCCCGGACACACCGCUGAUGACCAUUCUCCGCCAGGCUGCUGCUGCCCCGUCGGAAAAUGGCGCAUUCAAUCAGAUGCGCCGCGAUCUGAGCUCCAAUCUGUCGAUGGUGUGUUUGCAUCUGCCGCCGGCCAUGCCACACGUUCAGCGGUAUGCGCCGGAGCGGCGGACUGCCGGGCCGGAAGCGGCCUGUGGCCAGCCGGCUGCCUCCGCUGGCCCUGGGUCAUUGACCCCUGGUUCGCUGGAUCCCCAUGCCAUGGCUCUCUUCUCCGGGCGCCCGGCUGAUGGGGUGUGGUUCGAUAGCAAGACUGUUCCGUAUGUGCCGGCGCGCAAACGCAUGCGCAUUGAUGGCAUGCUGGAGCUCGACCGGCUGCUGAACAACUAGGCCGUCGCGUAAAUACCCUGGCGCCUGUUACACUUGCGACGCACAGCCUCGCCCGCACAUCCCCCCCCUCCCUCCCCCCGCCUGUGAACGCCUGUGAAAUACAUCGCACCCAGACAUCGC
This is a messenger RNA of Fonticula alba, 2795 nucleotides long. RefSeq lists its product as hypothetical. NCBI's taxonomy places the organism in Eukaryota, Rotosphaerida, Fonticulaceae. The transcript is spliced from 5 exons. Bases 106 to 2310 code for a protein of 734 amino acids. The record is from RefSeq and is a predicted model, not a curated record.